AUGUCGUCUGUCUCUCCGCCCGGCCCCGAUGCCAUGGUCACCAUCAAGGUGACCUUUGAGGGUGUCGCUCGCAGGGCAAAGAUGGCUCUGCGUGAGAUGGUCCCUGGCCUCCUUGAGGGGCACGUUCGGACAUUUCUGCACAUCCCCGCCGAAACCAAGAUCAUGAUCGAGCGUUACUCCGACUCUGCCGCUGCCUAUGUCAUGCUAGACUCCUCCAACAUGGCCGUCUACAAGCAGCUGUACAGAGCCGCCAAGGCAAAGUCGAAGCUCAAGCUCCGUGUGUCCGUCUUGCACCAGAGUGACAAAUCGUCCCCCAAGCCCGUCACCAUCAAAGAUGCCUCCGAGACUAUUCCCCAGACCACUCCUGUCGAGCGGCCUGACCUUGCCACCUCUGACCCGACACCGCUCGAUACUGCCAGCUCUGGCCGCACCACCCUCUCAAAACAGUACGACUCAAACCUGUUGCAGGAGGCCGCCAAGAUUAUUCAGGACCACCAGGCCGAGUUUCACAGCCACAUUCGAAAAGUCAUAAAGUCAACCGAUGACCUCGCGAGCCUCACCUCCCACAUGGCCAGCUGCCAGCCAUUUGCUGCUACAUCCAGUGCUCCCAAGCUGUCCGAGUCACCUUUGGCCGACUGCCCUGCCACCGGUGCCAUGCUCGCCGUGUGCUGCAACAGCUGCGAGCAGAGCAUUCCAGAUGCUCACUAUCACUGCUCCACCUGUGACGAUGGCGAUUUCGAUCUGUGUCAGUCCUGCGUCGACCAGGGCAUAACCUGCUACAGCGACGAUCACUGGCUGAUCAAGCGUAUCUUGAACAAUGGCCAUAUUGUUAGCAGCACAACUGAGACCAUUGCGCCCAAACUCAAGCUCGCGACUGCCGUGACUCCCAAGGACGACGUUGUCAGGGUAGACGAGUCUGAGACGGAAAGUAGCCUCCCCGAGGUGCUUGAGAAGCAGCCCUUUAUUCCGGCCCAACGUUUCUCCCCUAGCCUUCUCAGCCCUCCCAAGCCCCUCACACAUCCUUCAAUCACUCAAAUGCCUAGUACGGGAAACAUGCGUACAUGCAACCAGUGCCUACGAGAACUGCCCGAGCCCGAGUUCAUUCACUGUUUAGACUGUGAGGAUUAUGACCUGUGCCAGCCAUGCUUUACCAAGGAUGCCCAUGGCCACCACCCCAAGCACGCUUUUCAACCUGCUGUCCUCGGCAGUGAGAUGCCUCCUUAUGCACGACUCAAGAUGAGACCUGGCCGCAACCAGAUCCAUCACGCCAUCUGUGAUGGCUGUGAUUCCUACAUCACUGGGGUCCGCCACAAGUGCCUCGACUGUCCCGACUGGGACUACUGCUCCGAGUGUGCCGAGAAUGCUCAUUUUGUGCAUCCAAAUCACCGAUUCGCAGCCAUCUAUGAACCUCUUGCGGACACUCAUACCUCUGUCAUCUCCCAGCCUAUGCACAUGGGCAUCUGCUGUGAUGGCCCCCUGUGCAGUGCCUCCCAUGCCGUGACCUCGUACAUUCGGGGCAUCCGUUACAAGUGUGCCGUGUGCCACGAUCUUGAUUUCUGUGCCAACUGCGAGGCCAGCCCUGCCAAUAACCACAACAAGACACACCCACUGAUCAAAUUCAAGACUCCCGUUCGUCAUGUCAGUGUCACCACAACUGGUGAGCAUCAGGACGGCAAGCGCAUGCCUGCCAUGGGCGACCGAUGCAGUAGCCCCAUCUCCAAGGCUACCGAGGCCGUGGACUCUUCAGCCACCAACAGCGUCAAUGCCGUGCGAACCGUCGUCGAUGUCAAGCCGGUUGACUGCACAGCCAUCGAGGUCAAGCCCACCGCAGCAGCUAUCCCACCUCCUGUCCCCGCCAAGAAGCCAACUGCCGAACCCGAGCUCGAGCCGGCCGAGCCCGUUGCAGCUGCACCGGCUGCUGCGCCCUUGAUCAAGGAGGAGGAGCUUCGAGCCGUGUUCCUUCGUGAUGCUGUGGCAGAUGGUACCAUCUUCCCCCCCAACCAUGUCUUUGAACAGACUUGGGUCCUUCGAAACGAAGGCCAGACUCCUUGGCCCGCCGGCUGCUGCCUCAAGUAUGUUGGCGGUGACUACAUGGGCCACGUUGACUCUUCUCAUCCGGCUGGUAUUUCCGAACUCGUCUCUGCCUCCGAGUCUACCAUCUGCUAUGCUCCUCUUGCCCCCGGACAAGAAUGCUCAUUCACCGCUCUGCUCCGCACACCGGUUCACUCGGGUAAGAUGAUCUCAUAUUGGCGCCUCACAACCCCUGACGGCAUGAGAUUCGGACACCGUUUGUGGUGCGAGGUCAAUGUUCGAGCGGCUACCCCCCCCGAAGUCAAACCGCCGACUCUGUCGUCCACGAGUUCAGUCAAGGCCAAGUCAGCCGACGAGCCCAGCCAAUCCAGCAGCGUCAUGAUCUUCCCCAAGCUCGAGAAGGAGUCGCCGAGCGCCAGCGUCCACGAGGACGCCAAGACGGAGACCUCUACCACUUCCCCUGAGGAGGGUCACGAAGAGUGUGAACAAGAUGACGAGUGGGAUGCUCCCGAGGAUGGCUUCAUGACGGAUGAAGAAUACGACAUUUUGGAUGCUUCAGACGAGGAGUUUCUGGAAGAACAGGAGAAGAAGGUGUUGAGGAAAGUGCAGGCUAUACCAAGCAGGGCAGUGAGUGCGCGCUUUGCAAACCUGGUAGAGCCGCUCGCUGGUCUGGUCGCUCUGCUAUUCUGGGCAGAUUCUUUCAAGUUCCCGACCUUCUCUUUCACAGUUUCACGAGCCUCCGACACGGCCCCAAACCGAAUCCCGGGCUCCACUUUACAUCUCAACCUGACGACGACUUGGGACGAUCCCCUUGGUGUCCUUUCUCUCCUUCCUCUCAAUCUUCAUUUCCAUCACCUCCCUUUCAUCACACCAUCCCCCUCCCCUUUGUUUCCAUUCUCGCAGCACGCUCUCUCGACCCUCGGCACUGUUUUCCUCUCUUUCCUCAGUUCCAUCCUCUCCUUGCCACCAGAGAGAAUGGUCACGUUCUCUAUCCCCGGCGACGACGUCGUCGAUUCCACUACCAAUGGCACCCCGAGAUCUCGAGCGCCGCUUCCCUUCGCAAAGCGCGCGCAUGCUGCUUCAUCGCCUUUUAACAGUUCUUCGGUGAAGCGCUUGGGCACACCUCUUGCUUCAUCAGCUAGGAAGCUGUUGACGACCCGCGAUGACGCCCCGGCCAGCGGCCUCAAUCAAAGCUCCAUUGCCACAGCACGAAACAUCUUUCGAGCAUCCACCAUCACCGAUAGUCCUCCCACGUCCUCAUUCUCUCCGAGCAUUCCCAAUAGCACGAUGAAGAAGGUCUUUGCUCCCGGCGCUACCCCAGAGCCGUCGCGUGUCUACCGCAACUCCAUGGCGCAAGCCACCCCUCGCGGCAUGGCAGCCAAGACCACAAAUAAGGAGCUGUUCCCCAUGCGCAUUGCCUCACCCCCGCCAGAGUUGACGGGCGAGGUAUUGACGCAAAAGGUUCCCAAGGAUUGGAACGCCAAGGGUUCCAUCUACGCGGAUCAGUUCCUGGCACACCUUUGUCCUCCCGAGCUUGACGAAGAACAGCGUCGCCAAUUCUUUUGUGUCCUCGACCUGAGGCGGCUGAAAUAUGCUGCCAACGAGAUUUUUGCCAGAAAAGACUGGAAGUUGAACGUCAUCAACUUCGCAAAGGAGUUUGAAAAGAGCCGAAGCAUCAUUCUUCUUCGAUAUGGCUUGUACGAAUUCCAAAACGUGAAGCCAUCCAAGGAUGUUUUAAAGAGGUGGCGCCGUGAGCAUGGGCUGCCGGAGCCUGAUGAUGAAGAAUCCGAGACGACCCCUUCCAAACCCGUCGCAUCCAAGAAGCGAAAGGCUGCCGAGGAUUAUUCAGAAGCGCCGGCCUCGAAGGGCAAGCGCCGAGCUGUUGGCGACGAGUCCGAACCCGUCGCAGCCCGCGUUACGACCACCGCCUCGACUCCUUCCGUCGGCAAGAACAAGAGGAAGGCUUCCGUGAGCGAGGAACAACCCUCCAAGAUGCACAAGUCGACACCGUCGUCUGCCAAGUUCCUGUUGGAGAAGAUUGCCAAUAACAACACCAAACCUGCUGAAGGACCAGCUCCCGCACCGGCCUCCAAGCCGAACCCCUUUGGCACCAACAAACCAGCAGCAGGCAGCAACUUGGCUCGCUCUGUCCUCACCAAUCUGAAGCCCUCCGGUACCCAGACUGGCCACGGAGGCGCUGGAGGCAACAUUUUUAGCUACCUGUCCGACGCCAGCUCUGCUAAAAACAGCGGCAUCGAUGCUGAUGCCGAGAGCGAAUCAGAUUCUGAACGGGACGAAGGCCAAGGGGCUGCUCACAGUGACGAGCCUAGUGUUGCCGCUAGCGGUGCUGGAGAUGCUGGAUCGCAGGGCGGAGCCAGCUUGUUCGAUCGGGUGACCAUGGGAAGCGAUGGCCAGCCCGUCCGUGUCGAGGAGAAGAUCGAGGCUUCCGAACCUGAACCAGAGUCGGAGGUGGUCUCUGAAGCGGUCUCUGAGCCAGCCUCAGAGAGGUCGACCGUUGCAGACCAGACUUGGAAUCCAUCAACCACACCCAUCAAAUUCGCGCCAUCCUCUACCCCCGCUGCCACUGGUUUUCUUUCUGGCCUUUCGGGUGCUAAUUUCGCAAGUUCCAUUUUUGCUCCCAAGGCGACUGCGACGUCUCAUCCUUCUACUACCGCCAAGAACGAUCAGCCAGCUGCCAUGGCGCCGUCGGCGGGAGCCAACGGGAGCCAGGGCGGUCAGGAUGGUGGCGAGUCUGACAAGGAGAACGAGUCACGACCACCCAACGAGAGCCUCUUUGACAUCAAGCCCGCAACAACAGUAUCAUCGCCUUUUGGCUCGUCACUCCAGCCCAAGCCAGCCACAGCCGAAGCAACAAAGGCUGUUGAAGCCACUAGCCCGGCCUCCAGUCUUGUUGCCGCCAAGCCUGAUAUAGCCAAGUCUGCAGAGACGACAACAACCGGCACGUCCAAUCUGCUUGGCCAGGCCGGCAAAGCUGCCGGUUCGACUUCAUCUACUCUGUUUGGAGCCAAUCCCCCUGAGCCUGGGAAAGUCACGACCGCCGAAGCCCCAAAGCCCGCAGCCACCCUGUUUGGCACUGCUUCUUCUUUUGCAGCCGCGCCCACGACUGGCAAUGCCGGAGGCAUCUUGGGAUCCAAGCCUGCCAGCACUUCGGGCAGCAUUUUUGGAAGUGGUGCCCCAGUGUCUUCCACUACGCACCCGCAGCAGCCACUUCUGCUUGGAGCCGCGUCCGGAGCUGCGACUGACUCAACCGCGGCCAAGACAGAUGCACCAAAGCCAAUUUUCAAUUUUGGUGGCAGCAACGCCGCGGCUCCAUCUGCGACUGCGCCCAAGCCUCAGUUUGGUCUGGCGAAGUCACCUCCCUCUGGAGUCUCGGCAAACAAUAUGUUUGGCAGCCCCAUGAAACAGGAUGACCCGUCUCCUGCCAAAAAGGAGGCUGAUGGUGGUGACGCAGGCGGGAGCUCAACCCCUCUGUUCAACUUUGGUGCAGCCAGCCAACGGCCAGCUUCUACGUCCAACGUCUUUGCGGCGUCAUCAGCACCUACGCAAAGCAGCGGCACUGCCACCGCCGGCGCCAUCUUUGGUGGUGUACCGUCAAACACUGGCUCCGCCUUUGGGUCCAGUUUCGGCGCAGGCAGCUUCAGCGCCAACUUUGGCGGCGCAAGCACCGACGGGGCAUCCAAGGGCGGCUUCAACAACCCCUUUUCCUCGGAAGGCGGCAACGGUGCGACGACGACGGCUGCUGCGCCUGGUUCCGGGGCUACCUUCUCCUUUGGCGCCACACCUGCGCCGACGGCAACGUCUUCGCCUUUUCUGUUCGGCGGCAGCAGCGGCAACGCACCCGCGCCACCUGGCACCGGCGGCCUUGUAUUCGGAGCAAACCAGGGUACCAACACGUCAGCUCCCAUAUUUGGUGGCGCCUCGGGAUCGGGCAGCGCCCCCUUCAACUUCUCGGCUGGAGGCGCCGCGCCACAGGGGACUGGUUCCGCGUUUGGUUCCAACCAAGCUGUCCCGGCCUUCAACCUCCAGCCGCCAGCUGGUGGAUCUACAACCACCGGGACCAACUCUCCCUUGAACUUCGGGGGCGGCUCCAGCUUGGCCACCACGCCGGCCGCUGGGACUCCGGAGCCUUUGAUGCAAGCAGACACGGCCAAAGACGGCGAAGCGAAGGAAGAAGAUGGUGAGAAACACGAGCAGAUUGACCUCUUGGGCGGCGUCAGCGACGAGGAAGAAGUACGUCAUGAAGUUCGAGCCAAGGUUCUCAAGUUUGUUCCGGCGUCGGAGAGGUUGGACGAGGACAAACCCAAGUCGAAGAGCCCUUGGUCUACGCAGGGAGUAGGACAACUCCGGCUUCUGCAGCACCGGGACACGAAGCUUGUCCGACUGCUCUUGCGCGCCGAACCGCGCGGCCACGUGGCUCUCAACCGUGCAUUGCUGCCAAACUUGACAUACAAGGCAGACGAAAAGUACGUCAAAUUGACAACGUCGAACGAAAAGGGGGACGGGUUGGAGACGUGGAUGAUUCAGGUCAAGACAAAAGAUCUUGCCAAGGAACUAGCAGAGUCAAUGGAGAAGAACAAGGAAGCCAACAAGAAGUGA
Metarhizium album ARSEF 1941 is the source of this 6648-nucleotide messenger RNA. Its product is annotated as nucleoporin nsp1. Bases 1 to 6648 code for a protein of 2215 amino acids. The record is from RefSeq and is a predicted model, not a curated record. The transcript has 8 exons. Gene Ontology annotation, molecular function: zinc ion binding. Gene Ontology annotation, biological process: intracellular transport. NCBI's taxonomy places the organism in Eukaryota, Fungi, Ascomycota, Sordariomycetes, Hypocreales, Clavicipitaceae.